Molecule: messenger RNA, 174 nt
Organism: Symbiodinium necroappetens
Lineage: Eukaryota; Dinophyceae; Suessiales; Symbiodiniaceae
Source: the annotation of a GenBank genome assembly
AUGGCAGACGUGAGAAAGCACGAGAGGUCAUUCCUCCGCUACAACUGGGACCAGCGAGGGGUGCCCACGCAAGACGGCUGCAACUUGUCUUUGGCUUUUUCUGGCGGUGGCGUGAGGGCCGCCUUUUUUGCCACUGGCGUGCUGUGGAGACUCGCCGAAUGUGGACGUCUGAAG